Molecule: messenger RNA, 4584 nt
Organism: Chiloscyllium plagiosum (whitespotted bambooshark)
Lineage: Eukaryota; Metazoa; Chordata; Chondrichthyes; Orectolobiformes; Hemiscylliidae
Source: RefSeq, a predicted model, not a curated record
AUGGGGAAUGUUGGGAAAGAAGGAGGAGUGGACCAAGAUGUCCGGGAGGGAAUGGUCCCUGCGGAAGGGGACAAGGGAGAGGAAGCGAAUAUGUGCUUGGUGGAGAUGGCGAAAAUAGUGGCUGAUGAUCUUCUGGAUUUGGAUGCUGGUGGGAUAGUAGUUGAAAGAGACAAGUAUUUUUCCCACCAACGAAGGCACUACAAGGAAUUCCGAUUUGAUCUCACACAGAUUCCUGAAGGAGAGGCAGUAACAGCAGCAGAAUUCCGAAUUUACAAAGAUCGAAGCAACAGUAGAUAUGAAAAUGACACCUUUAGGAUUACUAUAUACCAGGUUCUUAAAGAGUAUUCUAAUAGGGAUGCUGACCUCUUUCUGCUGGAUGACAAGAAAAUCCGCGCGUCUGAUGGAGGAUGGCUUGUCUUUGAUAUCACUGCUACCAGCAAUCACUGGGUCGUAAACCCACACCAUAAUCUGGGCUUGCAACUUUGUGUGGAAAUAAUGGAUGGUCGGACCAUCAAUAUUAGAUCAGCUGGCCUCAUAGGAAGACAUGGACCACAAUCUAAGCAGCCCUUUAUGGUGGCAUUUUUCAAAGCCAGCGAAGUUCUGUUACGUUCCGUGAGGGCUGCCAAUAGUAAACGGAAAAACCAAAAUCGAAACAAAUCCAGCAGCUCUCAAGAUUCUUCAAGAUUAUCCAGCCCUGGAGAUUACAACAGCAGUGAGCAGAAGCAAGCUUGCAAGAAGCAUGAACUGUAUGUGAGUUUUCGGGACUUAGGUUGGCAGGAUUGGAUCAUAGCCCCAGAAGGCUAUGCAGCUUUCUAUUGUGAUGGAGAGUGCUCUUUUCCACUCAAUGCUCACAUGAACGCUACAAACCAUGCAAUUGUGCAAACACUGGUUCACUUGAUGUUCCCUGACAACGUCCCCAAACCUUGCUGUGCGCCAACUAAGCUAAAUGCAAUCUCUGUGCUGUACUUUGACGACAGUUCAAAUGUAAUAUUAAAGAAAUACAGAAACAUGGUGGUAAGAUCAUGUGGUUGCCACUAGCUGGGAAUUUCAAAGAGGAAGAGGACCCAAUUAAAAAUACAAUCUUUAAACCAUCUUUAAAUUUUCACCAAGGGAUCCCAAAUUGGGUUUGAAGGUGCUUCAUGUACAGUGUUAUGUAUAUAGUACUCGUUGUGCUUAUAAUUUAUUUCUUUCAAUUUAACUACUUUGCUACAUGAAAAUUAAAACAGAUGUUCUCAGUCCUUUCUGGUAGUGCACAAAAAACAACUGUGGUUGACUAAAUAUUUAUUCAGUAGAGCUGAAAACUGGUACAUUUUUAGACAAAGCUUUUCUUUAUGAAACAAACAUUGCAAAGGUGGUAAAUGGUUUAUUAACUUAUCUGAUUUCCUGCUAUAUAUAUUUUUUUUAUAAACAGAGGAAUUUAAAAAUAUUUUUACACACUUCAUCUCUUGCUGAAACUGUGCUAUAUAAAAUAUUAGAGAUUAAAAUGUUGUCUAAUUAUUGUCCUAUCCAUCAUGUACUGUGUAUCUACAAACUUGCUGGCCAUUAUGAAAAAGUAUUUGCAAUUCUCCUGAUGAUUCAUUCUUAAUUUCAGAACCACACUAACUAGUUACUUGUAUCUAUUUAGUCCAUAAAUUCAAAAUAUUGACAUCACGUUGUAGAAACAUCUCCCCUUACACUGAAAAAAUGUAAUGGACAGCUGGAUGGACAUUGAGGUUUUGUCCCAGGGAGUCACACAGUGGAAUAUGCAUUUCUCCGGACAAACUGUCAGUCUUUGCAUUCUAUCACUAAGUUUCCUCACUGUGAAAACAGUCAUUAUGAAUAAGCUGAAUUCAAAGGUGCGGAAUUGAUGGUUCAGUGGUACAGAACCUUGGACCUAUCCCACCUAGAAUACUGUGUUUGGUUUUGGAUACCACUUCUCAGGAAGGAUAUAUUAAUCCUUGAUGGUUCACCAGGAAGUUUACCACAGCUUAACCAGCAUAAUCCAAGACUUGGGCCAAUAAUCUUUGUUAUAGGCAAGAGAAUUAUGGCAUCAAAGGCAGGCAAAUGUGAUUGAGGUGUUAAGCAGCUAUGGCAGAAUAAACACGGGUUGACUGAUCUACUCCUGUUCUUGUCUUCCUAUGCCCCCAAAACCCAGUUUAACUCAUGUUUUCUGGACUCACUGAAACUGCCUGUGUUUUACUUCUUCUGAUCUAGUAUACUUUCCCAAGGCUGAUUAAUCACGAUAAUCAUUUUCUAAAUCAUUUGGUAUCAGCCUGAAGCUGUGUGUGAAGUCAAAAACAGCAUUUUUGGUCAUGAUGUACUCUUUUCAAGAAAUUGUUACGUGUGCUUUUAAGUUGACUUUGAACCUGGAUUCUGGAAACUUUCCAACAUAAAAUACUCAUUAGCUGAGAUAAAAGAGAUCUGUGCAGCCCUGAGCCUAGCAAAUCGGUGAAAAGUAGGGUAUAAACAAAAGAUGCGGAUCUUAUAUUCUCUUCUGGUCUUACAGAUGUUAUUGUUUUAAAUAAAUGAGAUAAUGUAAAGCUCAGUGUGUUUCUUUAAGAGCAUCUAUUCCAGCUAUUCAAUCACUGACAGUAGGGUGACUAGUAUGUAAUCUAAAUGAUGCCAUUAAAGGGGGGUAAUUGGAGAAACAUGGGCUGAAGCAACUACCCAAGCCUUUAAUACAGUGGAAUGUAAGUUAAGCAACCAUCCACAGUCUCUCCUUUUAAUCGAGACUAAAUUCUUCACUUCAGCUAUGCUGCUGUGAGGAGAUGCCACCUUGCAAGUAAGAUUAGAGUUAAUGUCACUGCUGUCUCAUUAGAGAGAGAGGUUUGGUGAUGAGUUCAACCCAAGGGUCACCAUGCCGCAGGUGAGGGGAGAUCUUGAGAAGGUGGGAUUUUCAUGGUAACCCUCAGCCAGUGCAGGGAUCGAUGAUUUAGUGUUAGAGAACCCUGGUGCAGGAAUUGAACUUGCACUGUUAAUAUCGCUCACCAGACAUCCAAACAACUGAGCUAACCAACCCCAAUGCAAGUAAAGAACAUCAUGACUUCAACAACCUUUCACGCUUCUGACUCCUGUGGUGCACAAAGAGGCCUUUAGCCUGUUGUAUCUGUGCUGGAUCUUUGGAAGGGUAUUACGAUUGGGAUUACUGACAUUGCCAAACUAAAAUUCCCUUUGUCUUGCAAAUGUUUUCCUUUCAAAUGUAUUUAUCAAAAUACCUUUAGGAAGUUAAUAUUGAGUCUGCUUCUAUCAUCUUUUCAAGCAGUACAUUCAGAGUACAUUAACUUGUUGCAUAAAAAUAGGAACCAUUCUCCCCUUUACCCAAUUAUUUUUGCCAAACUUUUGUUUAACUUGGUGUCUUUUCAUAAUUGAUUCUUCAUGUAGUUUUAUCUUCAUGUACUCUUAUUAAAAUCUGUUAAGCUUAACUGUUUUUGUUAAAUCUCCCUUUAACUUCCAAAUUUUGAGAUCUAUUUAACUGAAGUCAGUAUGUUUUAAUAAAACCUUCAGUAGGAUUGUCUUUUCACAUUAUUGAAUUUGUAUUCCUGUAUUCAUGCAGCACAGCUAAUUUUCAACAUGAAUUCUCAGAUUAUUUGGCACCGUUCAUGAACAUAAAAGUUAUUUUAAUUUACCUAUAUGCAUAAUUUAUAUUGAAAAGGAAUCAGAAAAUUGUUCUUCAUAGUUGAUUUUAAUAUUUCAGACUGGUAGUACACUUCCUGAGUUAUCUUUUUGUGUGUGUUGGGACUUUACGUGUGGAAUAAUUGGUAUAAGUACAACUUCCAGAACAAUGCAAGAAUUGUGAAAUUUGGUAGAUGAUCAGAUUGGUUCAUAUUCUGUACUGAUAAGACAUACAAGCUAUACUGCUUGAAAUGGCUUGUUUACACAGACAUAUAGCAUUGAAUUUUUAAUAUUCAGAGAUAAAGAAUAAAAUAAAGGUUUGGUUUAAUUUGGUACCUCUCAUGACCUCAGGACAUCUCAAGAUAAUGGUGUACUUUUGCAGUAUAGUUACUGUUACAGUAGAUAGCUGAUGGCAGCAAACUCUUACAUACAGCAAUUUGAUAAUGACCACGAAAUGGGUUUUUAGACAAUGCUUGAGGGAUGUAUAUUGGCCAAGACACUGGACAUAGUUCCUCACCUGUUGUUUGAAAUAAUACCAAUUCAGCUUUUAUGGCUUUUUACAUUUAUCUUUUCACAUGAAAGAAGGCACCUCUGACAGUGCUGCUCUGGAACAUUGGCAGAGAUUUUGUGUGCAAGUCUGUGGAGUGGGACUUUGACUCCACAUCAUUCUUCUGACUCUGAGGCACGUCCUUAGUUCCACCUCUCACAGACAGUACUGGAUGUAAAGUUUUAAUGAUUUUACGGCCCUGCUUGAAAGAGUCCUUCACAGAUAUUGAGGAACAAUUUUUCUCAUUGGUUAUGUUUAUUUUUCAUAUCAGGGAACAUUUAAAUUUGUAAUAUUAACGUUGUCUAUUUUAGCAGCAUCUUUGUCCAAAAUGGCAAUUAAAUAAUGAAAGACUUUGGAGCUCUGUUUUGUAUGAAAGUCACAUACCAGUAUUGUAUGUAUGUAUGUAUGUUAUACAGGAAUAUAUUUUCUGGAAUAAAAAUGUCAAA